Molecule: messenger RNA, 3531 nt
Organism: Hypoxylon fragiforme
Lineage: Eukaryota; Fungi; Ascomycota; Sordariomycetes; Xylariales; Hypoxylaceae
Exons: 6
Coding region: 164-3004 (946 amino acids)
Biological process (GO): positive regulation of transcription by RNA polymerase II
Cellular component (GO): nucleus
Molecular function (GO): DNA-binding transcription factor activity, RNA polymerase II-specific; transcription cis-regulatory region binding; zinc ion binding
Source: RefSeq, a predicted model, not a curated record
GCGCGAUUCUGUAGUCGGUACUCUCCUAGACCCAAAUCGGGCCUACCAUCCAAAUACCAUGUGACAGCUUGACACUCUUUAAAUCGCAAGACCGCAGCACAAUCAACUCCAGGGUUACAGCCCCAAAAAUUUAUAUUACGUGGCAACCGGGCGGUUCAUCGUGAUGGAUUCUAUAGACGAGCCGUCUGGCGACGGUUCUACGAAAACUCAGCCUCAGCUCGCUCGACCACCAACGCCAGAAGAGAAGGAUGACGAUAAUCCAGAGACCAAAAAACCUGUCGUCCGGAAGCGAACCAAAACAGGCUGUCUUACUUGUCGAAGGCGUCGAAUAAAGUGUGACGAGGCAAGGCCGACAUGUGCCAAUUGCUUGAAAUCGAAACGGCAGUGCGAUGGGUAUAAUCAACGAGUUGUUUUCAAGGACCCCCUCGGCGCAUUCUCCAACGCCUCGUUUGGGCCGAUUCAUUUUCCCACGCCGUCUCCUCAGGCCUUGGUAAGAGAGCAACAGUUAUCGGCAGCGCAGCAGAAAGCUUCAUCUCAGUCUUUGCCGAUAAUCGCCCCUAAACCUCCACCUGUAGGAUAUCAUCCGCUUUCGGGAAUUCAGUUUAGUCAUGCCUAUCCAGGGCCGGCUGGACAAACUACAUCGCCUCCUUUGAACUUUGAUCCGAGCGGGUUUGAGGCCCAACCCGGGCCGUCAAAGUAUAGGUUCUUUACACCGACCACUGUCGAGGCAUUCUCUCAAACCCAAUGGAGGCAAGAUCCGCCUCCGAAUUUUGGUGAUCAGUUUGCAGCGGUCACCUCUGAGGAUCUUGCCCAGAAUGUCCCCCCUAUCCCUAUUAUACCGCAACAACCAACCAACAGUUCUCAAAUAGACAAAGGCAAAGCUCGUGCCGAGAUCGAAAUACCAGUCCACGCUCCAGAUAUUUUACCUGAGGAUGUGGAUUGGGAAUAUCCGGUAUCAGACGAUGAGUCUAUGGCGGAGUCAGAUGAUGUGCCGAUUAAUGAACGGCGCACUUCCCUUGACUUCAACGAGCUCGGAGUCGUCGCAUUCCAGCAACCCUAUGACAGGUUCGAGACUCAAACCAGAACGUUCUCGGCCUUCGCGCCCGAGAAUCUCCUCGCAACUUACGAGCCGUCGCCAGCCAAUUCGCCUCUAAACGAUAAACGCAUAGCAGCCGUAUUUUGGCACUUUGUGAACGUAACCGGACCCAGUAUAUCUUUGUAUGAAAGGCAUCCUUUUGAUCCCUCCUCGAUUUUUGAGGGGCAACCUAUACCGAGGUCCUUCCAGCAUAUAUGGACCUAUACAUUUCCAAUUUUAUCUUUUACUCACCCAGCUCUACUGCAUUCUAUACUUGCCAUCGCGAGCUUGCAGAUCGCAAAACUACAAAGUGUGCCGCCGACAGCGUCCCUCAAACAUUACCACCUAGCUCUGAGAAGAAUCGCACGGAACGUCAGUCGGCCGAACAGGCGCGCCCAACCGUCGAAUCUAGCGGCGACAUUAGUACUGGCGUUUUACGAAGUAUGGAACUCGGAUCACGACAAGUGGAGCAGGCAUCUGCUGGGCGCGAGGCUGAUCAUCAAAGAAAUACCGUAUGCCGAGAUGACUCGUACCAUGAUGAGGAUCAAAAUACAACAGAGAAUGCAGGACCUGCAACAGCCGCCAAUGGAUGCUUUCGGGAUGUUCGCUUCAUACGAAGAUUCCAGCCCCUUAAAUAAGGACUGGGACCUCAUCAACGUACAGCUGCUAUCCACGAUAAUGGGCCGCGAAAUGACGUACGAGGAGCUGGGCAUGAACCUCGAUGACCAAGGCGCGUUUCACGGGUCGAGACAUGAGUUCACGGAAAAGGAUAUGGAGAGGUAUGAGCAACUGAGCGACCUGUUCUGGUGGUACUGUAAGAUGGAUGUUUACCAGAGUAUCUUGGGUGGAACCCGACUUUUCUUGGAAUACAACGCAUGGGCUCAAUGCCCCCCUAGAGCGCCGAUAGGCCGACUCGACGCUGUAUAUGGCACCUACGACCACCUAGUCCUUCUCCUCGGCCGCCUAGCCAGUUUCACAUCCAAAGACCUAAGCCGCAAACGCGAAGUCCUAAAAGCGAACGGCCCCGGACGCGGCGGUUCGCCGGGCAUGUUCCCAGGCAUGGUGCCCCGGCACCCGGAGCGCGUCACCGUACCAAUGGGCUUCACCCCACCCCGCGAGACAUCGCCGCCUGCCGACGGACCCGGUGCCGAGCCCGUGGACAUCGACACCAAGACAGCGGACGCGUACCGCGAGUGGGAGGAGAUCGAGCAGGCGUUCGCGGCGCUGCGGGAGCACUUCGGCCCCGAGUUCGAGCCGCUGGGCGCGGACGUGUACCCGGCGAAGGCGACGCCCUUCGGCCGCGCCGCGCAUUACCGCACCUACUCCAUCGCCGGCAUCUGGAUGAACUACUACAUGGGCCUCAUCGUCCUGCACCGCGCCCACCCCACCAUGCCCCCCGUCGCCAUGGUCGCCGCCGGCAUCUCCGCGAGGACGACGGCGCCGUACUGCUUGGAGGUCGGGCGGAUUGCGGCGGGGCUCGAGGAGAAUAUAGAGCAGCUGAGCAGCGUGAGCACGCUGAUGGCGGCGGCGCUAAUCGAGUGCUGCUUUCCGCUGUUUGUGGCGGGUAUACAGUACCACGACAACCCCCAACGGCAAUGGCUGAUCCAACGCCUCCACGACAUCGCGCGCCUGACCGGGUGGCAGUCCGCGCGGCAGAUCGCCGUCGGCUGCGAGUCCUCGUGGACCAAAGCCGCGCAGCUGGGGCGCGGCCCCCCCUACACCCGAGCCGUGAACCUGAACCUCGACCCCCCGGGCUCCGUGUGGGUGGUGGCGAGGCGCAUCGACAAGAGGAUCCAGGAGGUGGAGAACGACGACACGAAGAUCGUGCUGGCCAAGGGCGAGAAGGCGUCCUACGCGAUGGGGCUGUUGGCCGUCGAGCAUGAUCUGGAGAAGCUGGAUUUGGAGACUAGUGAGAGGGAUAGGCGGUAAGAUGGGGGGGGGGGGUAUGGGUGUGGGGUUGUGGUUUACGUUUUUUUUUUUUUGUGUGUGUAGGAUGUAGGAUUAGAUCACGGGUGGGUGGGCUGGCUUGUUCGUUGAUGUGAGUGGGGCGGAUGGAAGGAUGGAAGAGUAGGAUUAGGAUGAUGAUUUGAAGAGAGAGACGAAAAGAAAUGAGAGGAAAGGAAAGGAAAGGGGGCGUGGUUAGUCCGGUUAAUGCGAUGCUAUAUGAUUAGGUGCUAGAGUUAUGUAGGUAGGUAGGUAGAUAGGUAGGUAGUAGCAGGUGCUUGUAUGGAUUAGAUUUUUCAUUUCAUCAGGAGUCAAAAAGAAAAAAAAGGAACGGAAAAAAAUAUACCAAGGAUUUGUUUCUGGUCCGUCGCAUAUGGAAAAAAAUAUGUAUAUACUCAAAAACUUAGCUAGGGACGAGGGGGGAUAUGAUAAUUGUUAGUACGAGAUAGUUGCAUUGAUCAUGUAACACGUUUAUUUCUUCUUCAUGAUAUUAUUGACCAGCUUUAAAGGGU